AAAACUCGAGUCGAUUGAGUCAGCUUUAAACUUACCGUUUAUUAAUUUAUUUUCUUAUUCUAUUCUACGGUCAAGUGUCAACAAUAAUAAUUAGCCAUCGAUUAGAACAGCCGUCAGCCACUGAGCUGUAUUUUCUACCUACUAUAGUACUAUAUCAUCAUCGCAUCUGGUCAUCUGACGAACCAACGAUUGUUGUAUUUGCACCCGAAUCCGUGGUUUUGCCGACAUCAGCAUAUUAAUAUUUUUCCACUAUGACUAAACAUUUCAAUGUUGAUAUUGAUAAUAUAAUCACCGACUAUGAAUUAGCCUACCAACAUGCAAAGGAAAGCUUUAUCGAUGAAAUAAAACGAACCGAUGAAAAUAUACUGAAAGUAUACACACAGGACAUACCUGACGAAUAUAGCAAGACAUUAAAAAAUCUCUCAGAUGUAAAUAACAAAAUUAGCAAGAGCCGUGAUACACUUCAACAAAUAUCCGAAAAAGUCAAAUGUGAACAACAGAUAUUACAAACAGAAAACGAUCGCUUGGAGUCUAUUAAUAAUGAAUGUAAUAGUUUGGGAGUUACAGAAAUUGAGUUGAAUGAUGUGAUAAAUAAAACCAAAGAGCAACUCACCCAAGUAUAUAAAGAAAAAAAAACAAGCUUAAAAAAACUUAAGCGAGAAAUAAAUUCAUUCAGAGCUGGAGUAAACAUGUAUGAGCGAUUUUUACAGUUGAAUAUGAAUGUUGAAAGUAAUGGAAUAAAUACUUUAAUCAAUAUUACCAUGAAAAAUGUUAAAAAUCAUUCAGAUUACAAAGUCAUAUUUUAUGAGGAAAAUGAUAACAAUUUCAAACUUAUUGACAUCACUCCACGCAGCCAGACAGUUAUGAAGGCAGCAACAUUGUACGAUCAGAACCAAGAUAUCCAAGGCCUGUUAGCUUUCUUAUAUACAUUAUAAAAGAAUAACUAAGAAAUCACAUAUUAUUAUAAACUGUAUUAUAGUGUAUUUUAUUUUAUAUAUUAUGUUUUCACUGUUGUUCUCUCACUAUGUACUUUGUAUUUUAUACAUUUUACUGCUGUGUAUUUUACUAACUUGUACGUGUAAAUACUAUAGAAUUUUUAGACUUUUAUACUGAGCUAAUUCUUUUUAUAGUUUAAAAAUAUAUAGUCCAUAUGGGUAAACUUAACCUUAUUAUUUGUUUAUUUUUUUUUUUUUUUACUAUGACCUAGGUACACUUGUGAAUACCUCAAAAAAAAAAAAAAAAGAAUUAAAUUUUACAAUGGGGGUAUUGAAUAAUAUUAUCAAACUGACCUAUCUCUAUUAUUGAAAUGUUUAUAUUGAGCUUUUUAGUUUUACUUUAAUAUUACAUACAGUCGUGUAACCAUUUUGUAUUCCACUAUUCCAGCAUACUAUUUUAAAAUGUCUAAGACGCUCAACGUAAUAGUUGAUCAUGUAAGUAAAUGCUUAAUUAUUUAGAUAUUAUAGAUUUUAUAGUUUUUAGUCUUUAAUUAAAUCUAUAUUCUAAUAAAAACUUAUUAGCAGCGUAAAAUUGUAUCCAACAAUUUUUUUAAUGGUUUAUUAAAUUAUAAAUUUCCAAACUUUAAAAA
Messenger RNA from Acyrthosiphon pisum (pea aphid), 1585 nucleotides. RefSeq lists its product as uncharacterized. The record is from RefSeq and is marked validated. NCBI's taxonomy places the organism in Eukaryota, Metazoa, Arthropoda, Insecta, Hemiptera, Aphididae.